UUACAAUCCAAGUCACCAAAUUUGUAUUUGUAUUACACAACACUUGUCUUCCACCGACAAGGCCGUUUUUAAAGAUAUAUUUUAGGAUCUUAAUAAUCAUUCCCCAAGACCCCAACAGUUACGCGUUUUCCUUCUUCUUCUUCUUCUUCACUCCCUCGCUCGAGUCGGCAUCUGAGAAAGAGAAAAAAAACUCGCCAGAUUCAACCGUGUCAACUCAGUUAACAACAAUGCUGGAGCGGUGCCUGGGACCUCGGCGCGUCCGGCAGAUGCAGCGCGGUUGCCGCCACAGCACGGUGACGUUCCUCUGCCUCUUCCUCACGUUGGUCGUCCUCCGCGGCACAAUCGGCGCCGGCAAGUUCGGCACGCCGGAGCAGGACUUCAACGAGAUCCGCCACCACCUCUCCGCCGCCCGCGCCCGGCGCGUCCUCGAAGAAACCAAACCCGAAUCAUCCUCCGAGUCCAAUUCCAAUUCCAACAACUACGCCACCUUCGAUCUCUCCAAGAUCCUCGUCGACGAGCCCCCCUCCGACGACGAAAAACCUAACCCUAACGCGCCCUACACCCUCGGCCCCAAAAUCUCAAAUUGGGACGAACAGCGCGCUUCAUGGCUAUCCAACAACCCGGAUUACCCGAACUUCAUCGGACCCAACAAACCCCGCGUCCUCCUCGUAACCGGUUCGUCCCCGAAACCGUGCGAAAACCCGGUCGGAGACCACUACCUCGUCAAAUCGAUCAAGAACAAGAUUGACUACUGCAGGGUCCACGGGAUUGAGAUUUUCUACAACAUGGCUCUUCUGGACGCUGAGAUGGCAGGGUUUUGGGCCAAGCUUCCGUUGAUUCGGAAGCUCUUGCUGUCUCACCCUGAAGUGGAGUUUCUCUGGUGGAUGGACAGUGAUGCAAUGUUCACCGACAUGGCCUUUGAGGUUCCCUGGGAGAGGUAUAAAGAUUCGAACUUUGUGAUGCACGGGUGGAAUGAGAUGGUGUAUGAUGAGAAGAACUGGAUUGGGUUGAACACUGGGAGUUUUCUGUUGAGAAAUUGUCAGUGGUCUUUGGAUAUUCUUGAUGCUUGGGCUCCAAUGGGGCCUAAGGGGAAGAUAAGAGAUGAAGCUGGGAAAGUGCUCACUAGGGAGCUUAAGAAUAGGCCUGUUUUUGAAGCUGAUGAUCAAUCUGCAAUGGUUUAUUUGUUGGCAACUGGGAAGGAGAAAUGGGGUGACAAGGUUUACCUUGAGAAUCACUACUACUUGCAUGGUUAUUGGGGGAUUUUGGUGGAUCGUUAUGAGGAGAUGAUUGAGAAUUAUCACCCGGGGCUUGGGGAUCAUAGGUGGCCUCUGGUGACCCAUUUUGUAGGGUGCAAACCUUGUGGGAAGUUUGGGGAUUACCCUGUGGAGAGGUGCUUGAAGCAGAUGGAUAGGGCCUAUAACUUUGGUGAUAACCAGAUUUUGCAGAUGUAUGGGUUCACUCAUAAGUCCCUUGCUAGCCGCAAGGUGAAGAGGGUGAGGAAUGAUACUAGCAACCCUCUUGAGGUUAAGGAUGAGCUUGGAUUGCUUCACCCUGCUUUCAAAGCUAUCAAGCUCCCUUCGUCUUGAUAAGAUCGAGGAGGUUUUAGAUUACGGAAAAUUACGGACAAAUGCGGCUGAUGCAGCUGCAACUAUGGUGGUGUUGUGGUUGUGGUGACUCCAGAAACCUUGAUGUUGCAGCCAAAAUUGCGGUCAGCUUCGUUUUUUUAAAACCUUGGUGAUGUCGGUGUGGGCUACUUUUCCUAAUUCACACUACUACUGCUACUUGAUAUUCAUUCAUAUGCUGCCACUAUUCUACUAUCAUUGCUUUGCAGUUGCGUAAGACGAUGAUGAUGAUAGUGUUAAAAAUUGUAAUCUUUAAUUUAUUUUGCUUUUUUAAGUUAUAGUGAUUUUUUUGAAAAGAACAAAUGCUCUUCUUCUCUACUGUGCCUUUUCUAACCCUGGACUCUGUUGGUUCAUUUUGUGGAUAAAUUGAUUGAUAAGGAAUUGUAUAAGUUCCUUUCUAUAUUUUUGGAUGAA
Messenger RNA from Glycine soja, 2036 nucleotides. RefSeq names its product xyloglucan 6-xylosyltransferase 2-like. Gene Ontology annotation, biological process: xyloglucan biosynthetic process. The record is from RefSeq and is a predicted model, not a curated record. The coding region runs from base 228 to 1586 and encodes 452 amino acids. Gene Ontology annotation, cellular component: endosome; trans-Golgi network; membrane. NCBI's taxonomy places the organism in Eukaryota, Viridiplantae, Streptophyta, Magnoliopsida, Fabales, Fabaceae. Gene Ontology annotation, molecular function: xyloglucan 6-xylosyltransferase activity; UDP-xylosyltransferase activity; hexosyltransferase activity. The transcript has a single exon.